CGUCGCGUAUCAGUUGACAUCAACCCCCAAAAUGUCACUUUCCUGUAUCACAAUAGCCUAAUGGAUCAAAACAAAGGGCUUAACAUAGUCUUUACUACUUUUUUCUCAACUCCCGAUUUUAGAUUGCUUACCGUCUUUUUCAUCCCAAACCAUGACGAAGCAAUAAAACGCAUCAGGCGCGUGGCGACAAAUUUUUUUUAUUUUAAUCACGGGAGUUCUCAUUUAAUAAAAAACAAGAUUUUUUUUUUGUUUUGCCUUAUCUCUCUCUCCCACACUUCAAAUUAUAACUUUAAAAAUGUCUCUUACAUAUGCUGUUACGGGUGCCUCUCGUGGACUUGGUCUUGAAUUUGUCAACCAAAUAGCUGCCAAGGGUCAUACCGUCAUUGCUUUAGCACGUAACCCUAGUGCUUCCGAAGGACUUCAAAAGUUGGUCGAUAACAAAAAGGUCUUUUCCGUUCAACUUGAAACGACAGAUGAAAAAUCAAUCAAGAGUGCAGUAGAAGAGGCGAGUAAGAUCUCGCCUCAAGGAAUUGACGUUUUGAUCAACAAUGCUGGUAUAAGUGGAAGUCGUGAUGGAAACAUUAGAAAAACCGACAAGGAAGAUUAUAUCCAUGUUUUCACCACAAAUGUUGUUGCUGUAGCUGAUGUCACCACCGCCUUCUUACCUCUGCUUCGUCAACGCGGUAUAGAAUCUACCAAAAAGAUUGUGAACAUGUCCUCUGGUCUAGGAUCCAUCGCUCGAAUCAAUACAAUCAACCCUACAGGAAGAGGAUCUGCUUACUCUGUCUCAAAAGCCGCACUCAACAUGCUGACCAAAAUGACCGCGAACCAACUUGCGAGUGAAAACUUUAUUGUCUAUGCUUCUCAUCCUGGUUGGGUCAGGACCGAUUUGGGCGGUGAAGACGCCCCUUAUGAUAAGAAGGACUCCAUUGCGGGUAUGCUAAAGAUCAUUGAAAAUCUGACGCCCGAACAGAAUGGUUCCUUCAUUUUCUUUGAAGGGGAUGAACUUCCUUGGUAAAUUAAGGAACAUCCCUUUGAACACAAUAAUAAAAUGCCUAUUUUUUAACUUGGGAUCAA
Mucor mucedo is the source of this 1077-nucleotide messenger RNA. RefSeq names its product 4-dihydrotrisporin dehydrogenase. The record is from RefSeq and is a predicted model, not a curated record. Lineage: Eukaryota; Fungi; Mucoromycota; Mucoromycetes; Mucorales; Mucoraceae. The coding region runs from base 296 to 1018 and encodes 240 amino acids. The transcript has 3 exons.